GGCCUAUAGGACUUGGAGGCCGGGCAUCUUCUGCGGGGCGUGACCUGUCCAUGCUGGGCGGGGCCUUCGUCCCUGAGGCGGGGCCUGGGCGUCCUUGCACAGCUCCGGUUGUUGCAGACCGAAGGGCGGGCUAGGGUCUGAGGAAGACAGCUGGACGCAUCCGAGGCUCUGGAGACACCAGCCUCUGAGACAAAAAUUAUCUACAAACUAUGGAUGGUACAACUUCACCUGAUGUGAAAGAGCACCCUGAUACUGAAGUGCAGAAGAAUCGAGUACUAACUCUGGAAGAAUGGCAAGACAAGUGGGUGACCCAUCACAUCGGAUUUCACCAGGAACAAGGGCAUCAGCUAUUAAAGAAGCAUUUGGAUACAUUUCUUAAAGGCCAGCAUGGACUGAGAGUGUUUUUCCCACUCUGUGGAAAAGCGGUUGAGAUGAAAUGGUUUGCAGACCAGGGCCACACUGUAGUUGGUGUAGAAAUCAGUGAAAUUGGGAUUCGGGAAUUUUUUGCAGAACAGAAUCUUUCGUACACAGAGGAACCACUCAGUGAAAUUGCUGGUGCCAAGGUAUUUAAGAGCUCUUCGGGGAACAUUUCAUUGUACUGCUGUAACCUGUUUGAUCUUCCCAGAGUGGAUAUUGGCAAGUUUGACAGGAUUUGGGAUAGAGGAUCAUUAGUGGCUAUCAAUCCAGGUGACCAUGAUCGCUAUGCAGAUAUUAUACUGUCCCUACUGAGAAAAGGGUUUCAGUACUUCGUGGCUGUCCUUUCUUAUGAUCCAACAAAAUAUGCAGGAUGUACACUGCUUGUGUGCACGGAGACAAUUCUGGGCUAACGAGAACAGGAAACCUUUGUGCUCUUCCGCACUGUCCAUGUUUUCUUAUAUUCCUUUCCUGUUUUGUUCACCAGUCAUAGUUCAAACUGUGGAAGGGGGAAAUGGACGAUCCUAAUGUAAAGAGAUAUCUCAAGAGCCCUAGAGUGGAAGAAAGAAAUGUGGGUGCCCUGCCCUGGGCAUGGGGUGACCAUGCUGCCCCUGAGUUGGAGCUGCAUGAAGCUAAUGUUGAUACACCCUCAGAUACCUCUCAGACAGGUGGGGAAGAGGCAGGAGGAGCUGUGGGGCUCUAGGGAAAUCUCUC
This is a messenger RNA of Peromyscus leucopus (white-footed mouse), 1128 nucleotides long. It is a transcript of the gene Tpmt, whose product is annotated as thiopurine S-methyltransferase. The record is from RefSeq and is a predicted model, not a curated record. The transcript has 8 exons. NCBI's taxonomy places the organism in Eukaryota, Metazoa, Chordata, Mammalia, Rodentia, Cricetidae. Gene Ontology annotation, molecular function: thiopurine S-methyltransferase activity. Bases 210 to 827 code for a protein of 205 amino acids.